AUGUCGUAUCGUGCGACGCCCUUAUCACGUGGGCAUAGCCCUGCCGAACUUUGCAUGGAUAGACAAAUCCGAACAAAGGUGCCAGUUAAGCCAGAAACACUCAUCUCAAAAUGGCCUUAUCUAACAGAGGUGAAGGACAAAGAAACUGAGCUGUGCGACAACCAAAAACGGAAUUAUGAUCACCGUCAUCGCGUCAGAAAUCUUGCACCGCUCAAUCCAGGAGAUCGCGUUUGGAUAAAGGACAGUGGAACUCGUGGAGAGGUCGUGAAAUCUGCACCGACCCCUCGAUCCUACGUCGUUAAUACACCAACAGGCGGAGUGCGUAGAAACCGUCGCCAUAUCGUACCAACGACUGGACCGAAACUUCCGGAACCGAUAGAGUACGAUAACAUUCCUACAGCUAGUGUUACGCGACCGCCGAUCGUUGACCACCACCAGAAUCGUACCGAGCCCACGUCGCGUCCGAUGGAAAGUACACGUAAUGGCUACCAAACAAGAUCUGGACGGAUGUCAGUGCCGCCAAAGAGGAUGGACUUAUAA
Messenger RNA from Ylistrum balloti, 540 nucleotides. RefSeq lists its product as uncharacterized. NCBI's taxonomy places the organism in Eukaryota, Metazoa, Mollusca, Bivalvia, Pectinida, Pectinidae. The coding region runs from base 1 to 540 and encodes 179 amino acids. The transcript has a single exon. The record is from RefSeq and is a predicted model, not a curated record.